Verticillium nonalfalfae is the source of this 1833-nucleotide messenger RNA. It is a transcript of the gene DCP2, whose product is annotated as mRNA-decapping enzyme subunit 2. The transcript has 3 exons. Gene Ontology annotation, molecular function: 5'-(N(7)-methylguanosine 5'-triphospho)-[mRNA] hydrolase activity; RNA binding; manganese ion binding. NCBI's taxonomy places the organism in Eukaryota, Fungi, Ascomycota, Sordariomycetes, Glomerellales, Plectosphaerellaceae. Bases 1 to 1833 code for a protein of 610 amino acids. Gene Ontology annotation, cellular component: cytoplasm; P-body. Gene Ontology annotation, biological process: nuclear-transcribed mRNA catabolic process, nonsense-mediated decay; deadenylation-dependent decapping of nuclear-transcribed mRNA. The record is from RefSeq and is a predicted model, not a curated record.
AUGGCCGCCUACAAGAUGCAGUUAGAAGAUUGGCUGGAUGACCUGUGCGUCCGUUUCAUCAUCAACCUCCCCGAGGAGGACCUCUCCUCCGUAGCACGGAUAUGCUUUCAAAUCGAGGAAGCUCAAUGGUUUUACGAGGACUUCGUCCGUCCGCUCGACCCAACCCUACCUUCCAUGACCCUCCGAAACUUCAGUCUGAGAAUCUUCCAACACUGCCCUCUCCUUGCGCCAUUCUCGGUAGAGAACCACACUCGCGCAUUUGAAGAAUUUUUACAGUAUAAAACACGAGUGCCCGUACGCGGAGCAAUUCUUCUCAAUGAGGACAUGGACUCUACUGUUCUCGUCAAAGGUUGGAAGAAGGGCGCCAAUUGGAGUUUCCCACGUGGCAAGAUCAAUAAGGAUGAGGACGAUUUGGAAUGCGCCAUCCGAGAGGUCUAUGAAGAAACGGGAUACGAUCUCCAUGCUGCCGGCUUGGUUCCUCCUAAUCGGGAUGUUAAGCAUAUCGAGAUAACCAUGAGAGAGCAGCAGAUGAGGCUAUACGUGUUUCGGGAUGUCCCCAUGGAUACCCAUUUCGCGCCACGUACCAGGAAGGAGAUCAGCAAGAUCUCUUGGUACAAUCUUUCUGAACUCCCUGCGUUUCGGAAGAAAGGCAACAAUCAAAAUGAUGCCGCGGCUUCCGCCGCCGCCGUAAACGCAAACAAGUUCUACAUGGUCGCUCCUUUUCUCGUCCCUCUGAAGAAGUGGGUGGUGCAACAGAAGAAACGAGACAAUGCGAAGAACACCCAACAGGUUCACUUUCAGCCUCAGAAUCUCUACGAUGAGCCUGUUACUGAAGAUGAUGCUUGGGUACAAAAUAAGCCAACGGCAGCCGUGGUAGAGCACACUCCUGCUCUAGAUACCCUUGAAGGGGGCAACGGCCAACAACCACACCUCGUUACGAACGAAACCGAGCUACAGGGACAUCAACCUGGCAGCAAUGUGCAGUCUGCGCAAUACCAGUCUCCGCCGGCCUUCUGGCAACAGGAAGCGUCUCUUUCGGCCCAUGGUUCGGCCCAGACUGGUCUCGUUCGCAGCGCGACAGGCACUGAGCAGCAUAGGUCUGCGCUACUGCAAAUGUUUAAGAAGCCUGAGGGAGACAUUGCUAUCACCACAGGGGUGGCGCACACAAACCAAGGCUCAGAGGCGCCCGAGAUAGCCACGGUCAGCUCAAAGCACACACAUGGACCUGGACAUUCUGGCGUCGAACUUAACCCAUUGUCCUCUCAGCCAAUUACGCAGCAGGCCGAACAGGGUUCAGCGGCACAUCAACCUAACCGUGCAGACCCCUCGAACCUCAGCCGCAAGCAGCCGAACAAGGGAGCUACUCAAACACCGCCUUUCACGAUCCUGAGACGUCCUGAGGUCUUGGGGCACACAACAGCACCGCGUCAAGUGUCUGUCAAUGCGACGCUGGCAGCGCACAGGGCUAUCGGACAAGACAAACCUUCAAGCCUCGCCAGUCCUCCGGCGACAUCGUCACUUCCUACGCCUGCGGCCUUGCAGAGAAAGGAAUCCAUGUCGCAUGAACAGAGAAGUAAGCUGCUUUCGCUUUUUGGCAAACCUCCAUCUGUUGCCCCUGCUACACCAGAUGCUGCAGGUAGAGUUCCGGACUCAGCGGCACCAGAAACUACAUCGAGGUCAGGGUCUGCAGCUAGCAGGGGACUGCCGUUACUAGGGCAGAUCGCUCAGGACGACGCGGCCGAAUCUCGACGGGGUAGCCAGACACCCAUUUCGCCGGCCGACCGAAACUUCCUACUCAGCUACUUGGCUUCAGCAACCAACAACACCAAGUAG